Sipha flava (yellow sugarcane aphid) is the source of this 2394-nucleotide messenger RNA. It is a transcript of the gene tos, whose product is annotated as exonuclease 1. Gene Ontology annotation, biological process: DNA recombination; mismatch repair. The record is from RefSeq and is a predicted model, not a curated record. NCBI's taxonomy places the organism in Eukaryota, Metazoa, Arthropoda, Insecta, Hemiptera, Aphididae. Bases 286 to 2310 code for a protein of 674 amino acids. The transcript is spliced from 10 exons. Gene Ontology annotation, molecular function: metal ion binding; 5'-flap endonuclease activity; 5'-3' DNA exonuclease activity. Gene Ontology annotation, cellular component: nucleus.
CGGGUAAUAUUCUAGUGUGUGCAAAAUUAAAAUUUACAUAAUGGUUAAAAAUUAAUUUAUUAAAUUAGUUACUUGAUUUUUUUAUGUACACACAGUAAGUGUAACAUUUGUUAAAUCUUGAAUAUUUAUUAGAAUUGGUCGAUUUCGAUAACCAUUUUUUUCAAUUUAAUUUCUAUAAUAUUCGUUAUAAGUGUUAAUUUGUUUUUUUUUAAUGUUAAGAGUAGCUACGUUUGUAUAGCUUAUUUCAUUUUAUAAAUUUAUGAAAACAAAAAAAAUCAAAGAAGAAUGGGUAUUCAAGGUCUAAUACCACUUUUAGAGAAAUCUUGGAGAUCGGUUAAUGUGUCAGAGUUCUCGGAAUGUACUGUGGCCAUCGACGCUUAUUGUUGGUUACACAAAGGUGUGUACACGUGUGCUGAAAAAUUAGCCAAAGGAGAGGACAGUCAAGCUUAUGUACAUUAUUGUAUGCGAUUUGUGUCUAUGCUGUUAGCUAAAAAUAUCAAACCAAUUUUAGUAUUUGAUGGACAGCAAUUGCCUGCUAAAGCUGAAACUGAAUCAAAAAGGCGAAAACUUAGAGAACAAAAUCGAAAAAAAGCUGCUGAGUUAAUGCGUUUAGACAAAGGAAAAGAAGCUUCAUCCCUUUUAAGGCGAAGUAUAGAUGUUACUCAUAAAAUGGCAUUAAAUCUCAUUAAACGAUGUAGAGAAAUUAAUGUUGAUUGUAUUGUUGCACCUUAUGAAGCUGACUCUCAACUUGCUUAUUUAAAUUUAAGUGGCAUUGCUCAUUUAGUAAUUACAGAAGAUUCAGAUUUAUUGCUGUUUGGUUGCAAAAGGGUAUUAUUUAAGUUGGAUCAAAAUGGGGGUGGCAUAUUAAUUGAACAAGAAAAAAUUCACCUCUCAAUGAAUAUGCAACCUGAACAGUUCAAUAUGGAUAAAUUUCGAUAUAUGUGUAUAUUAUCAGGUUGUGAUUACUUACCUUCUAUUCCUGGUAUAGGACUGAUGAAAGCCCGACAAUUCAUCUCUAGAUCAAGUGAACCAGACAUCUAUAAAAAUCUCUCAAGAUUGGGAUCUUUUAUGAAUGUUAAAAUUCCAUCUGAUUACCGUGAUCAAUUUAUGGAUGCUGAUCGUAUGUUUCAAUAUCAACCUGUAUACGAUCCAUUAACUCGUCAAAUAAUACCAUUGAAUAAAAUAAUUGAUCCUAAUUUAUCUACACUUGUUUCUAAAUUAACUAAUGAUCAGGCUUACCAACUUGCUCUAGGAAAUAUAGAUCCUAUAUCUCUUGAAGUUAUGGAUGAUUGGGAUCCAGAUACUCAAAUGACUCCUGCUAGCACUACAAAAAGUAAAGUUAUUAAAGCUCGUCAUAAAAGUAUUUGGUCAAAAAAUUACAUAAUAACAGAAUUCAAACCUAAUAUGUAUUCCUUAAAUCAAGAAAUUAUUAAGAGUUCUCCAAUUGUCCAUUCUAAAUUUCCUAAGAAUGGCUCUUAUGCGAGUAACUCAUCACCAUCCAAUGAAUUGUCUUCAAUAAAAAAGUGUCUACCAGUAACCGAAGAUGAUAUUUUAAAUACUCUUGAAGAAAUUUAUGAAAAUGAAACCUAUGAUCAAGACGAACCUCGGCCUAAAAAUUCAAUGUCAAAAAAAGAUAAAAAUGUGGUAGAAAAAAUUUUAGUUUCAGAAAUAGAUAAUGUUACAGCAGAAAAGGAAGAAUUUCCAAGUUCUAAACAAUUAACAAAAAGAAAGCAUACAGUUAUAGAUUCAGAAAAACAAAUAGUUAGUGGAUAUUUUUCUACUGAAGUACCGAAAAGUUAUGAAGAAAAGUGCAUUAAUCCAUUUAAAUGCCGCAAAAUUACUUCCCCUAAAAAAGAAAACACUAAAGAUGAUUUAAAUACAUCAUUCAAUUAUAAUUAUAUCAAUGAAGAAAAUAAACCUCAACUUUUUGAAAAUGAAAAAAUCACAAAGAUUGAUAUCAACUCAUUUAAAAAAACACCUAGUAGAGUUGAAAAAGCUUUUAGUUGGAAAAACUUUUCACAUAAUAAAUCUGUAACAAAUAAUGAUGAAAGUCAAUAUCAAAAAGUAAUUCCAUACGAGAAUGAAAAUGAUAGUAGUUUAACAAACAAUGAUACUAUUAAAAUUGACAAUGAAGACGAUAUUGAUGAAGGAUUUUUUAGUCAGAAUGCUAACACAUCAAGUUCCAAGGUAACUCCCAAACAAAGAAAACGUUCAUGUCCUAGAACUGGAUUGUCUAAAAGCACUGGGAAAGGUAGCCAGACCCUGUUAUCCAAGUUUGGCUUCAAAAUGGGUGAACAGUUAAAACGUUGAAUCUGGUUUUUUUGAACUCACAAUGAUGAUCACUUUUAUUCAUAUAAAGACUGACAUGUAGAAAUUAUAUUAUUUUUAUGUACU